Messenger RNA from Puccinia triticina, 1137 nucleotides. RefSeq lists its product as uncharacterized. NCBI's taxonomy places the organism in Eukaryota, Fungi, Basidiomycota, Pucciniomycetes, Pucciniales, Pucciniaceae. Bases 1 to 1137 code for a protein of 378 amino acids. The record is from RefSeq and is a predicted model, not a curated record. The transcript is spliced from 3 exons.
AUGGUAUCGUUGAAUAUUGAGAGCCUCAAGCAAAUACUUACCUACUACCAGGUUCCCAUUGGCGAUUUAAACAGUUGGGAAGGUCUUGUCCCACUCUACAAAGCACUCAAAGAUUCUCAUGAGGCUGGCAGGGCCACAACAGAUCAACCUGCGGAUGCAGGUGCUAGUUCUGGAGCGGGAUCUUUAGAAACUGACAGUUUGCCUCAACCCAACCAGAUACCACCCGUGGUCUCAAAGACCAACGCACAGCCCGGCACAAUUGGCCUACCAGAAUCCCACAAAACACAGCCACUGGCUGAAUCCAGCUUGCCACCUGUGGUCUCAAACACCAACGCGCUGCCGGGCACAACUAUCAAUGGCCAACCAGAUACCCAACAACGGACUGCGUCUAGCCUUCCCAUAGACACGCCAAAUGGUUUGCCUCGGCCCGAUCAUGUAUCACCCGUGAUCUUGCAGCCCAACACGCAGCCCCCCACAAAUGCUAAUGGCCAACCAGAACCCCAUAGCGGCCCCUCUUGCCCCAAGCGAUGGGCUGAAUAUAGCUUGCCUGAAGAUGCGCCAAAGGUUUUGCCUCACGCUGAUCCUGUACCAACUGUGGUCUUAAAGACCAACGCGCCGCCGGGCACAACUACCCUUGGCCACCCAGAUACCCACCAGCGGACUGAUUCUAGUCUGCCCAAAGAUAUGUCAAACGGUUUGCCUUGGCCCAGCCACGCAUCACCCGUGAUCUCGCAGACCAACUCACAGCCCGGCACAAAUGUUAAUGGCCAACCAGAAACCCAUAGCGGCCCCCCUUGCCCAAAGCAACGGGCUGAAUCCAGCUUAAACAACAUACCUUUAUUGGAUCCUGCCCCACCGGUGGUUUCAAAGACAGACGCACAGUCGGGCACAACCUCACUCAGCGAUCCGAAUUCAUCAAAGCGACAAGCUGAAGCUAGCUUCCCUGAAGGUGUGCCAAACAGUUUGUCUCAGCCACACCCACCCUCAAAGCUUCCGGUUGAAUCUAGCCUCCCUGAGGAUGAGUCAACCGGAUUGCCUCAGCCACGUAUACCCCCUCAGGACCCUGCUUAUCCUUCCAAACGCCCGCGCAGCUAUCCGACACCAACGUUAAUUCCUAUUCGCCAGCAACCUGCGUAG